Messenger RNA from Anisakis simplex (herring worm), 264 nucleotides. The record is from the annotation of a GenBank genome assembly. NCBI's taxonomy places the organism in Eukaryota, Metazoa, Nematoda, Chromadorea, Rhabditida, Anisakidae.
AUGGGUUUCGAGUCAGAUUAUGAUAUUGUCUCGGCGGUUGGUUUAGAGGAGAAGUUUGUGGCGGCGAUGGCACCGUCGAUUGAGGAGUGCAGUGCGCAUCAGAUCGUCACUCAAGAAAGUGCUCUGCAGUUCAUCGCUUCGAAGGUUUUAGUUCUCAUUUACAUAGUCUCAUUAUCUUCAUUUUGUAAUCACUGUCAUCAGAGUAUUGCUUACAUUAAUUUUUGGGGCCAAACUUCCAACUGCUUGUCAAAUGGUACCAAUUAA